UCGAAGGCGUCCGGGAACAUUCGAAAGUGCGAGUUGAACUGGUACGUCGAGUACCGAGGGACGGUGACUUCGACGAAAUUAACCACGUGUGCGUCGUAAUUUUCACUUUCUCAUGAUUUUCUUUUAUGGAAAGGUGGGCUGCAAGCUUGACACUAAUUUGCGACAACUUGGAUACAGCACUUCGGGGAUGUAACUACCGAAACAAAGACUGCAGUCAACACUGGCCUCACGUCGGCUGCCAUCUUGAAGCUCUUCCGGUUACUUUGCUCGCUUCGCCAAAUGCUUGAUUCCCUACGGCUGGCCCCGAUGCAACACGCCACAGUCACAUCUUGACAUCCCACCAUUUAAUUUUAGUCAUUGUUUUGAUGCUGAAAAGAGUGUUGGCUGCAUUCUCCAAGAGAUUAAAGAAUCUUGGAAUGGCCGAAAUGAGAGUAACACAAUCAGAGGUGAUUACCGAGAAAAGGCCACUUGAGGACUCUGGUGAAAGUGAAGCUGUAACAAAGAAAGCUAAGUCUGAGGUUCCAGCUCUUGGUCAAGGUCGCCCAAACAAGAAGCACAAGGUUGCACUUCUUUUAGCAUACUGUGGAGCAGGCUACUACGGCAUCCAAUUCCAGAAGGGUAAUGAAUUCAAGACCAUUGAGAGUGAGCUGAUGAGGGCUCUGGUGCAAGCUGGUGCCAUACCGCAAGAACAUGCAGACACACCACAACAGAUGUGUUUUCAGAGAGCUGCUCGCACAGAUAAAAACGUGUCAGCUAUUGGAAAUGUAGUAUCCUUGAAGAUGAUAGUAACAGAAAACUGCAUAGAAAAAAUCAAUUCACACCUUCCACCAGAAAUACAAGUCAUAGCAUGUCGCCGCACAACUCGAGGAUUUGACAGCAAGAAUUACUGCUCAGCUCGCACAUAUAAGUAUAUGCUUCCCACAUACUCCUUUGCCCCCAUUGAAAAGUUCAUCACCAAAGAUUACAGAAUAACUGGGGAUAUCCUUCUGCAUGUGAGAGAAAUCUUGGCCAUGUACAAGGGUACUCACAACUUCCACAAUUUUACAUCUGGCAAAAAACCAAAUGACCCCAGUUCUAAACGUUACAUCAUCAUGUUUGAGUGUGGAGAACCUUUCGUGCGGGAUGGAGUGGAAUUUGUUGUGUUGACAGUUAAAGGCCAAAGUUUUAUGUUGCACCACAUCAGAAAAAUGAUUGGUUUGAUGAUUGCAAUUGUGAGAGGAUGCUGUGGUGUUGAUGUCCUUGAGAAAUCAUGGGCACCAUAUAGAAUAGACAUUCCAAAGGCACCUGGUUUAGGGUUGUUUCUUGAUAAGCUGUUCUUUGAUGGCUACAACAAAAAAUUUGGGAAGGAUGGCAUACAUGAACCUAUGGAAUGGGACGAGUACCAGGAAGCUUUGGAGAAGUUCAAGGAAGAGCGUGUUUUGUCUCACAUUUCGAAAGCAGAGAAAGACCAGGGAGUGAUGAUGCAGUGGCUGGCCACACUGCAGUAUCAUAAAUUCGAUAUCAUUGACCCAAAGAUGGGUGCACCACUAGAAGGCGAGAAGGAUCCAAAUUGGUGGAGAACCAGACGAUUACUGGAAGAGAUGGACAAAGCCAGGGCAAAUUCCCCCUCAGACACAAAGGCUGCUCAGGAAAAGGAAGUCGAAGAAAAUCAGGACCAGAUGGAAGACAAAACAAUGAAUGAUGACAACAAGCAAUGUACAGAGUAAAUACAAUGUGGAGUGUUCUGUGAAUGCAGAUUUGAACAAGCAGUGAACAAACAAGCAAAACUUUUUCAGCGAAUGAUAUACCAUUAUGUCAGAAUGAAGUGCAGAGCAGGUCAUAAUAUAUGGUAUUCCUAUUUAUGUGCUUUGUAGCAUAUACUUACUGAAUGAUAGCACAAGAGGAAUGAUCUUAGAGGAAUAAAGGACACAAAUGUU
This is a messenger RNA of Pomacea canaliculata, 1916 nucleotides long. Its product is annotated as tRNA pseudouridine synthase A-like. Gene Ontology annotation, cellular component: nucleus. Bases 366 to 1706 code for a protein of 446 amino acids. Gene Ontology annotation, molecular function: RNA binding; pseudouridine synthase activity. The record is from RefSeq and is a predicted model, not a curated record. The transcript has 16 exons. Gene Ontology annotation, biological process: mRNA pseudouridine synthesis; tRNA pseudouridine synthesis. NCBI's taxonomy places the organism in Eukaryota, Metazoa, Mollusca, Gastropoda, Architaenioglossa, Ampullariidae.